AUGUCUACUUCUAGUAUUGACGAGAUUAAACAACAAGCUGUUGCUGAGGUAGUCACUGCCACCUCUACUGAUAAUGAAGUUGAGGACUACGUUGCUAAAUUCUUGGAUAUGUCCAAUGAAGCUAAGGAUAAUGAUCAAAAAGAAAAGCAUAUGUCGAUUAAGGAAUGUAUCAAGACAUUCCCAAAGGCUGUUAUGUGGUCUGUUAUUCUUUCUACUGCUUUAAUUAUGGAAGGUUAUGAUACCAACUUAUUAGCUAGUUUUUUCGCUUAUCCUGGUUUUGCUAAGAAAUUCGGUGACUGGUAUCCCGAUAUUAAAGAAUAUCAAAUUCCUGCUCAAUGGCAAACUGGUUUGUCAAUGGGUUAUUCUUGUGGUCAAUUAAUUGGUCUUUUCGUUGCUGGUAUCUUCGCUGAUAUGGUUGGUUAUAGAAAAACUUUGUUGCCUGCCUUGGUUACUUCUGUUGGUUUAAUUUUCAUUCAAUUCUUUGCUCCAAAUCGUGAAGUCUUAUUAUUGUCAUAUAUCUUAUUGGGUAUCAACUGGGGUUCUUAUCAAACAAUUACAGUCACUUAUGCUUCUGAAGUUGCUCCAACAACGCUUAGAGUUUAUCUUACCACCUAUGUUAAUGUCUGUUGGGUGUUUGGUCAAUUAAUUUCUUCUGGUGUUAUCAAAGCUAUUUCUACUAUGGAUGGUGAACAUGCUUAUCGUAUUGCUUUUGCUGUGCAAUGGAUUUGGCCAAUUCCUUUAGCAAUUGGUGUUUACUUAGCUCCAGAAUCACCUUGGUUCUUAGUUAAGAAGAGAAGAUAUCAAGAAGCUAAACAUUCCCUUUGUAGAUUAUUAUCCGAAAAUGAACACUUACCAAAGAAAGAAAUUUUAGCUGAACAUAUGUUAACCAAGAUUCAAAUGACUAUUAAGGAAGAAGAUGCUCUUAAUUCUGGUGUCACUAUUAAGGACUGUUUCACUGGUGCUAAUGCGAGAAGAACUAGAAUUGCUGCGUUCACUUGGUUGGUUCAAAAUAUUACUGGUUCAAGUUUAAUGGGUUACUCUACUUAUUUCUAUACCCAAGCCGGUUUACCUACUUCCAUGGCUUUCAACUUCUCCAUCAUCCAAUACUGUUUUGGGAUUGUAGGUACUGUUGGUUCUUGGUUCGUAGCGAGAAGAGUGGGUAGAUUUACUAUUUAUUUUGGUGGAUUAUGUUGUAUGGCCGUCUUAUUAUUGCUCGUUGGUGGUCUUGGAUGUUCAUCUUCAAAGAAUGCCAGUUGGGGUGUUGGAAGUAUGAUUUUGAUCUAUACCUUUGUGUAUGAUUUAACUAUUGGUCCAUUAUGUUACUGUAUUGUUUCUGAAAUGCCUUCUGCUAGAUUGAGAGCUAGAACUGUUAUGUUGGCAAGAAACUUCUAUAACCUUUCCGGUAUCAUUGUUGGUAUACUUACUCCAUAUAUGUUGAACCCAACUGAAUGGAAUUGGAAAGCAAAGACUGCUUUCCUUUGGGCUGGUAUUACUAUUUUGUCAAUUGUUUGGUGUUGGUUUGAUUUACCAGAAACUAAGGGUAGAACAUUUGCUGAAUUGGAUUUGUUGUUCCACGAAAAGGUUCCAGCAAGAAAGUUCAAAUCCACUGAAGUUCAACCAUUUGAUGCUGGUAAAAUGAUGGAAAAAUUGGGUCAAGAAGGCAUUAAACAAUUCAUUCAACAAAAAGAGAAUGUUGGUGAUGAAGAAGAUGCUAUCAUGAUCGCUGAAGUUAAAUCAUCAUCAUAA
Messenger RNA from Hemisphaericaspora subhashii, 1746 nucleotides. It is a transcript of the gene MAL31, whose product is annotated as maltose permease. Gene Ontology annotation, molecular function: carbohydrate:proton symporter activity. The record is from RefSeq and is a predicted model, not a curated record. Bases 1 to 1746 code for a protein of 581 amino acids. Gene Ontology annotation, cellular component: membrane. Gene Ontology annotation, biological process: carbohydrate transport; transmembrane transport. Lineage: Eukaryota; Fungi; Ascomycota; Pichiomycetes; Serinales; Debaryomycetaceae. The transcript has a single exon.